Molecule: messenger RNA, 1008 nt
Organism: Scaptodrosophila lebanonensis
Lineage: Eukaryota; Metazoa; Arthropoda; Insecta; Diptera; Drosophilidae
Product: peritrophin-48
Exons: 2
Coding region: 1-1008 (335 amino acids)
Cellular component (GO): extracellular region
Molecular function (GO): chitin binding
Source: RefSeq, a predicted model, not a curated record
AUGCUGAAACUAACCUGUCUUGGUAUCGGCCUAUUUUUGCUCUUACUGCCGGAACCGUCGCUCGCAAGCGCCGAUUUCUUGACUCUAUGCCGCCUUUUCAAGGAUGGCACCCUCAUAAGAUACCCGGGCUCAUGUGACCUAUACAUUAAAUGCAACGAUGGCGAAGGUACAUAUCACAGAUGCGAAAACCCUUUGGUAUUUAAUGGCAACACGGGAAAAUGUGAGACUGCAACGACGGCGAAUAGUGUACACUGUAGCAAUAGAUGUGAAGGCCUAGACGGGGUGUGGAAAGCCUAUCCCACAGACUGUAGGCACUACUAUUACUGUAGCAAUGGAGAAGCCCUGUUUGGCGGUUGCGGCGAAGGAUUGCAUUUCGAUGAGGCCAGCCAAAGCUGUGUGUACGAAGAACAGUCCAGUUGCGUGGAGUUCCCCAACAUAUGCGAAGCUUUGCCAAAGACGAACUUUCGAGAUGAAACCGAUUGCAGCAAAUAUUAUGAGUGCUCUUUGAGUGGGAAUCCUAAAAGCAAAGCUUGCGGCAAAACCGUACCAUAUUUUCAAUGGACUUCCGGUGCUUGCGCCCUGAAAAAGAAUGUCCCAUGCACGGCCCAUCCGAAGAGUGGUAUAUGCGGUACUGCCAAAAAACCGCUUACCGGCUAUCAGGCGGACGGAGGAUCAUGUCGUGGCUACUUCAAUUGCGCCAACUUGGGUAUAGUCGAAGAUCUGGAUCCCGUGUGGUAUCAAUGCCCCGAGGGAACUUUCUUCGAUAGCACCCGCAAAACCUGUGCUGAACCAACAUCGGUGGUCUGCACACAUAAUCGGUGUGAAGGCCGCGGCACCAUGCUGGUCACUUCAAGUGUCGAUGAUUGUCACAGCUACUAUCGUUGUGAGAAUGGCACUGAAGUGGCUAAAGUUAUGUGCGAGAGGGAUAUGUUCUUCGAUGAGCGGAUUCAAGCAUGCACAUUUACAUUUAUUGAAGACAAGUGCUGUGACGGCACAAAAUAUGAAUAA